CGAUUGGGUUGGUUUAUGCCGGUGCGUUCCGAUCUGUGACAACGGAUUUUUAACUCAGCCAUUCAGCCAGUCCGCCGACACGCGUCGUGCGGAGAACGCGUUCACAAUCUUUAAAUUUCGAAUAACUCAAGCAAACGUCGCGACGCGAAAAACGCGCCAAUGUUUUGAAUGAGAAUAGACAUUUUUUUUAUUGCAUGAGUCUGCAUGACUAUAAAAAAGCGACAUCACAUAAUUUACACGGGUGAUUAAACGCGUACAGCGAUUUCUGUUUUUUACGCCCUGAAGAAAGUUUGGUGAACAAAUUAUGAUGCCUUUAAGAAAGUCGAAGAUGCUGGUCGUCCUUACGACACUAUACAUAUCAAUAACAAACGCUGUGGUGCCUCUCCGGGCGAGUGCCAACGAAAUCAAACCCUUAACCAAGAAAGCAAUAGAAAGCACAGGCGGUACAUUAUAUCCAAGGGCCACAGAAACCAGAGACCUCAGGACCCUUGAUGGAAUAUGGAACUUCAGAAUGUCACCACUGAACCCCGAAUAUGGCUACAGAAAUGGGUGGUACGAACAAGAUCUUGAAAAGAUGGGCCCGAUUAUUCCAAUGCCGGUGCCAGCGUCAUACAACGACAUAGGAGAAGACGCGACGCUGCGAGACCACGUGGGACUGGUGUGGUACGACAGGAGGUUCCACGUGCCGCCGUGGUGGGGCAGUGCCAACCAACGCGUCUGGUUGAGGUUCAGCAGCGUGCACUAUGCCGCUGAAGUGUGGAUAAACGGAAAAUCGGUGACGUACCACGAAAUCGGUCACCUGCCAUUCGAGGUGGACAUUACUGAGUAUGUGAGCUACAACACGAGUAACCUGCUGACAGUCGCCGUGGACAACACUCUGCUCGGAGACACCGUGCCUCAAGGCACUAUCAGAGACAUUGCUAUUGGAUACAACAAAGUUCGCCUCGAACAAAGCUACACAUUUGACUUCUUCAACUACGCUGGCAUACAUCGGACAGUGUUCCUGUAUUCGACGCCACAAACGUAUAUUGAUGACGUCAUCGUUAACACAGACAUACAAGGACUAACUGGUUUCGUAGUAUACAAUGUAACGUUCAAAGGUCCGGCAGAUACUCUUUGUUUGGUUCAAAUGUUUGACAAAUCGGAUGCGCAAGUCGCCGCGUCCAGCGACUGCGCAGGAUUGCUUGAAGUGGGAAAUGCGAAUUUCUGGUGGCCUUACCUCAUGCAUCCGAAUCCUGGAUAUCUGUACACCUUUAAAGCGACGCUGAUUGGUUCACUUGGAGAAAUAAUCGACACGUACAGCCAAAAAAUUGGUAUCAGAACCGUGACUUGGACCAACACAUCGGUUUACAUAAACGAGAAACCAAUGUACAUGAGAGGAUUCGGAAUGCACGAAGACUCUGAUUUGAGAGGUAAAGGUUGGGAUCCAGUAUUAUGGGUGAAGAACAUUAACUUAUUAAAAUGGACGGGCGCCAACGCGUUCCGAACCUCACACUACCCUUACGCGGAGGAAAUAUACCAACUAGCUGAUGAACAUGGAAUUAUGAUCAUCGACGAAUGUCCUAGCGUUGACACUGAUAUAUUCUCCGCGGCGCUCCUGGCGAAGCACAAGCAGUCUCUCACGGAGCUGAUCCGACGCGACAAGAACCACCCAAGCGUCGUGAUGUGGUCCAUCUCCAACGAGCCUAGGUCUGCCAACAAAUUGGCUGACGCUUACUUCGGCGAGGUGGUGAGGCAUGUCAAGUCGAUGGAUCUUUCUAGACCCGUCACUAUCGCAAUAUCGCAGCAUUACAAUACCGACCGAUCCGGCCAACAUUUGGACGUGAUCUGCUUCAACCGAUACAACGGUUGGUACCACAACACAGGCAACUUGCUAAACAUCGCCAACAACGUGGUGGAGGAAGCCACCGCCUUCCACCGCAAGCACAACAAGCCGGUCAUCAUGACGGAAUACGGAGCCGACACUGUAUCCGGCCUGCAUUUAUACCCUGAAUACGUUUGGUCUGAGGAGUACCAGGUGGCCCUUCUAUCUGAACAUUUCAAGGCGUUCGAUCGGUUGCGGCAAGCUGGCUUCUUCGUCGGAGAAUUUAUUUGGAACUUCGCCGAUUUCAAGACUGCACAAACAAUAACCCGCGUGGGCGGCAACAAGAAGGGCGUGUUCACGCGCGCGCGCCAGCCGAAGACCGCGGCGCACCACCUCCGCGCGCGCUACAGCGCGCUCGCCGCCGCCGACGCGGGCGCGCCGCCGCCGCCGCUCAUGUACUACGUCAGCGACAACAAGCCCGCGCACCACGACGAGCUCUAACCACCGCGCUACCAUUGUGAACCAUCCGACGCCUUGGACGGUAAACCGCCACUAACCGCCAUUUCCAAUAAACGAUCGCAAUCGCUUUUUUCGAACAAAAAUGGACCAAUCAGAACAAAGUAUUUUUGACAUACUUACAAAUGAGUUAUUUUGAUUGGUUAAUUUUCGGAAUCGGAUUGAAGAUUGAGAUUGGGAUCGUUUAUUGAAAACGACUGUCAAUAAGUCAUGCUGUACGAUGAACUAUCGACCAAUUAGAUUUUACAUCUGACGCCUUAAGGAUACAGUUAGCACGACUCCUCUGGCUCAUUAAUGUGAAAAAAUCUUUGAUAACAUAAGUGACGAGUGCAGUGAACUGCAUACAGUAACUUCGCAGUUCAAAUUUUAAAGUCUCGGGCAACACUAGUGUGUUCUCUUACCAACCAAGAAAUUCAUCAAUCUAUUCCUCAUUAUUGUAAUAGACUAGGGCGUUAAGUUGAGCGUAUGCUGCAAGCUGAACAUGACCUUCAUGUUAUCCAUAACAAGCAAAGCUAUAAGAACAUUAUGAGUGCAUUCUUUUAAAUAAACUUGCAAUGAACGCGUCACCCGACGCGCGAGUCAUGCGCCCUGAGUAUGCGCUUUGUCCUAAUUGACAAGUCGUUGGACAAGAUCGCCCGCUUUGCCAUGAACGAUCGCGAACUUAUGAGACGUCACACAACCGCAUUUGGUAUGAAUGCACUAUUCAAUGUGUAACAUCUUUAUAUAUUGUAUAAUCUAUCAGGCUUAUCUGAAAAAUCGAAAUUAGCAUCUUUUAAGAACGUUAAGUUGGAUUAAUUCUCGAAGACGUUAAGUAUCUACGUAUAAUGAGUUAGUGGCUCGUAUACCACAGAAAAAGUGUCCCAGAAUAGUAUUUUAACAACAAAUGGCAUUGCAGCCAACUUUGACGCUGCGUGAGUCGUGACGCUUCACGUGGUGGUCAGUCAAUAGCGUUCUUUACUCUGAUAAUUUGAUGACAGGACUUAGAACAAAUGCCAACAGCAGCCGGUGAAUAAGGUUAUCGUAGACUAACAGAAUCAUCCAACUAUUAUUUUAUAGUCUCCAUUGCAGAAGACGUAAUGGGAUUCUCUCUUGCGCAUACCUACUUGUAAAGCUGUUACAUAAUACAGAAAGCAAUCCAUUUAUAUUUGCGUCGUCAGUAGAAGCGUUGGCAUGCCCACUGCCUGUAUUUACCACCAAAUAAUAUCCCAUACACAUUUUAUUUGUAUAAUUAUUGCCUUUUAUACAUUAUUAAGUGAUACCUCGUUAAGACAAAUUAAAAUAUUGUUUAUGAUUUGUCUACUAUCGUACGUAUCUUAGUUGAUUUAAAAGGCACUCUAUUUAAACAUAUUACUUAAAGUUAAAAUAUGUACUGAUAUAUAAUAUUAUUAUAUAAAAUGUGUUGUUACUCCGUCUUAAUCUUUUUUUAUCACAAAAUUGCAUUAAUCAAUUGGUAUUUAUUAUAGGUAUUUUUCACAUCUUGCCUUUAUAUCGCAAAUGUAAAAUUCAAGGAAAUACUUUACAUUAGAUUAGAAGGAACUAAAUUAUGCCUAUACAAUGCAUAAUAUUAAUAUCAGAAUACCCACAAAGCUGCAACACCUGAACUCGUUUGAGCUCUAUGCGAAGUAAUGGCGUUACGUCAUAAUAUACAAAUGUACGUAAAUAUUUCAGUACAUAGGUAUGAUAAGUCGAAGUGGCCUCUUACAUUGCGUUUAUAUAAAUACUAAUCCAAAAACUAAUUUGCAGUUUUUCCAUAAAUUAUUUUUGGUACGUAUCGUGCCAUUAAAAUAAUAUAAUAUCGCUGCUUUUAAAAAUAGUGACACAAUAAAAAAUAUAAGUAUUUUAAAACAAAUGUUAUCUUUUUAAAUAUUGGAAAUGGGCUGAUAUUUGAAUCGCCAGACAUUUCUACAAUGAAUUUAUUUGUUACUUUGGAAUAUUUUUAAAAAGAAACUUCGAAAAUGACUUUUUACAGCCGUUUUCAAUAAACGAUCCCAAUCUCAAUCUUCAAUGCAUCUCCGAGAAUGAACCAAUCAAAACGAGUUAUUUAUAAGCAUGUCAAAAAAAACUUUGUUCUGAUUGGUCCAUAUUUGAGAUAGUUCGAAAAAAGCGACUGGGAUUAAUUAUAAUUAAAAAUAGCAGUUUUUCGGAUUUUAUCUCGGUUUUUAUAUUUUAUUUUUUCUCGACAUUUCGAAGACUGCAUCCUUGGUGGUCACAGAGGGAAAACCGCGAUAAAAUCCGAAAAAUAGUUUAAUUUUAACGUCUAACAUUCGCGUAAACAUUUGAAAACUUAUUCCAUUAUCAAAAUUAAAGUACUAUUUGCAUUGAGUCACUAUUCUUAUGCAGCUGUGAUAUUCGUGUACCUCAAAAUAACUUGCAAAGUGAAAACGCGUAUUAGUUUUUUAUAAAAUAAAGUAUUUUAUCAUACUAAGAUGUAGAUAUAUGAUUUUAACAAAUAGUGUUGAAUAACCACCCAAAAAUUUAAUUGUACUUUAAGCCUGUACAAGGAACUGUUGUAUUUUUAUAUAAAAAUAUAUGUAGUUUAAGAACAAAUACUAAGUUAUUUUAUCAUCACAAAGUAAUUAUUUUUAGGACAACGAUAUGUGAAGUAUGUACAUAUUUAUUCUAGUGUGAAUAAAGUACAAAAUUAUCAA
Molecule: messenger RNA, 4968 nt
Organism: Manduca sexta (tobacco hornworm)
Lineage: Eukaryota; Metazoa; Arthropoda; Insecta; Lepidoptera; Sphingidae
Product: beta-glucuronidase
Exons: 13
Coding region: 305-2305 (666 amino acids)
Biological process (GO): glucuronoside catabolic process; carbohydrate metabolic process
Molecular function (GO): carbohydrate binding; beta-glucuronidase activity
Source: RefSeq, a predicted model, not a curated record